CUUGAUAGGAAUCUUGCUCUGCUACUGCACCUGAAAGCAUUUUCUAUACACACUUAGAUCACCACGAAUUAUUGUAAGUAUUUAUUUGUCGAUAGUGAUUCGCGGAGAUGCUUUUCUGCUAUAGCAUCAGGAAUCAUGCCAGCUGUCUUCUCUGAGCAUCACAUGAAUUCUUGAAAGGAUAAAAUAAUCCCACACACAUGUAUUUCAUCCGUUUCUUUCCUAAGGGGGAUUUUUUUUAAGAGAAAUUAAUAAGAUGGAAGAGAUAGAGCACAAGUACAUUGAAGUGAAUGGGCUAAAGCUUCAUAUAGCUGAAACCGGAAGUGGGCAUUCCCCAGUUGUAGUGUUCUUGCAUGGGUUCCCUGGAAUAUGGUAUUCUUGGAGGUACCAAAUGAUAGCUGUGGCCAAAGCUGGUUACAGAGCUAUUGCACCCGAUUUCAGAGGAUACGGGUUAUCAGAUCAACCACCCCAACCCAAAAAAACCACCUUUCUUGAUCUGAUCAGUGACCUCCUUGCACUUCUUGAUGUUCUUAGCAUCUCUAAGGCUUUUCUUGUUGCUAAAGACUUUGGAAUUUUUGUUCUUUCCCGUUUUGUUGUUUUUCAUGGGGAGAGAGUCUCUGGAUUUAUUACUAUGGGGGUGCCAUUUUAUUCUCCACUGACUCUCAACCUUCAAGGCCUCCCUGAAGGAUCCCAUCUUGCGAGAUGGAGGGAGCCUGGGAGAGCUGAAGCUGAUUUUGGUCGCUUUGACGCCAAAACAGUAGUGAAGAAUGUAUAUAUUCUUUUCUCCGGAACUGAAUUAGUACCAAUAGCCAGUGAAAACCAGGAAAUCAUGGAUUUGGUGCAACCUUCAACCCCUCUGCCCCCUUGGUUCAGUGAGGAAGACCUAGCUAUAUAUGGAGCUUUGUAUGAGAACUCUGGAUUCCAAACUGCUUUGCAGGUUCCCUAUAGGGCACUCCAUGAAGAAGUCAACAUUACAGAUCCAAGAGUUAAUGUCCCAGCACUGUUUAUUGUGGGUGAGGACGAGUGUUUCCUCAAAUUUCCAGGAAUGGAAGAGUAUACAAGUGGAGGAAUACUGAAAAGUUUAGUACCAAAUUCACAGAUGGUUUUUCUGCCAGAAGGAACUCAUUUUGUUCAAGAACAAUUACCUGAGGAAGUUAAUCAACUCGUGCUCGGCUUCCUUGCUAAGUAUAGUAAUUAAGUUACAAUGAGGGAUUGUUAUUGUUAUUGUUUGAUGGAAGUGCAAGUAGUUACCGAUAGUUGCAUCGUAGAGAAUAAAGAGAAGCAAUUGAACCCUCUUGCCAACGCCUAGCUCCUCUCCUGCUUUCUUGUUUCGGUUAUAUUAUGAAUAUUGGAUCAGGGACAAUGUACAAGUUCGAAGAGUGCCAAAGACAAAGCACAGUAUUUAGCAAAUUUGACAAAAUCAAUGAUCAUGAAACCAACUCUAGUUUGGUUUAACUUCGAACA
Lycium barbarum (goji berry) is the source of this 1461-nucleotide messenger RNA. RefSeq lists its product as uncharacterized. Lineage: Eukaryota; Viridiplantae; Streptophyta; Magnoliopsida; Solanales; Solanaceae. The record is from RefSeq and is a predicted model, not a curated record. The transcript has 4 exons. Bases 254 to 1195 code for a protein of 313 amino acids. Gene Ontology annotation, molecular function: hydrolase activity.